Sceloporus undulatus (fence lizard) is the source of this 1782-nucleotide messenger RNA. It is a transcript of the gene ATP6V1F, whose product is annotated as ATPase H+ transporting V1 subunit F. Bases 126 to 485 code for a protein of 119 amino acids. The transcript has 2 exons. Gene Ontology annotation, biological process: proton transmembrane transport. Gene Ontology annotation, molecular function: proton-transporting ATPase activity, rotational mechanism. NCBI's taxonomy places the organism in Eukaryota, Metazoa, Chordata, Lepidosauria, Squamata, Phrynosomatidae. Gene Ontology annotation, cellular component: proton-transporting V-type ATPase, V1 domain; membrane. The record is from RefSeq and is a predicted model, not a curated record.
UUAAUCACCAGUGCGCCUGCGCCCUUCCCUAGCUAAAAACUCCGUUACGGCAGCCACUUGGGGUCAUUAUUAUUCUCGGCCUCGCGUUCUCUUCCCCUUUCGGUGCUUUUCCUGCGGAGGGAGUGAUGGCCGGCCGGGGGAAACUGAUCGCGGUGCUGGGCGACGAGGACACGGUGACCGGCUUCCUGCUGGGCGGCGUCGGGGAGCUGGAUAAGCACCGGCGCCCCAACUUCCUAGUGGUGGAGAAGGAGACCGCUUUGGCCGAAAUCGAGGAGGCCUUUCGGAGCUUCUUGAACCGCGAGGACAUUGGCAUCGUUCUCAUCAACCAGUACAUCGCAGAGAUGAUCCGCCACGUGAUUGACGCUCACACCAAGUCCAUCCCGGCUGUGCUGGAAAUCCCUUCCAAGGAGCACCCCUACGACGCUUCCAAGGACUCCAUCCUGCGCCGUGCCAAGGGCAUGUUCACAGCAGAGGACUUGCGAUAGAUGGAAGACGGGUGCCUCUCUUUCCUGGUCAGCUGUUGCUGCUCUCUUAGUGUCAUCUCAUAAAAGAGCUCUGCCUCCCCUUUGCUUUGGUGUGAUUACUGUCAAUAUUACCUUUCACUUCCUCCUGUCCUCUAAAGUCUGGGAUCUCAACUGUACUGGAGUUUUCUGGUUCCAGCAAAGUGGGUGAUCAGCAUUCCUGCAGUUUGUGUGUUUGUCUUUGCUUGCAUAUGACAUUGGAAGUUGUUUUGGCAGCAGCUGGAUGUUCAUCUCUGACCUUGUCUUCAUUUCCUUUUUUUAACUAGUCUUGGUACCGCCAUAUAACCUGCCAUUGCCCUUGUACCCAUCACACAAAAGAUGUCUACAGUGUGGAUUUCUCAGUCCAGUAGGGAUGGGAAAAGUUCAGCCUUCCAGAUGUUGUUGACUGCAACUCCCAUGAUCCUGCACUAUUGGUUAGGCUGGCCAGGGCUCAUCAGAAGCCUACGUGUCACCCAUCCUUGUGGUAGAGGAAAGGGGAGCCUUGGCUUCUUCUAAUGAAUUAUCAGCUCCAUCUUCCUUCAGAUGGUGCUGGGAUUCCCUGGCAGCUUUCUUUCUUUUUUAAAAAAAUCUUUAUUAUUUACAUAGUGCACAGUUCAAAUUAUAUGAUCUAUAAUACAUAAUAUACUUUUUUCUCUUCUCCCUUUCCCCCCUCCCACAAAUAGACACUCAGAGGGUAUAUAUUCCCUUUAAAUUGACAGUCAGAGAUACGGAAAAUAUCAUUAAUUUAAUUUUUUGCUUCUUCAUACCCCAUUUUUUUCUCCAUCUUGCAAAGUGUUCUAUGGCCUAAUCCAUGACCCUGCCCCAAGUUUGUGAAGCCAGAUCUUAACUCAACAGCCAAGCAUAUGUUCCCAGAGAGGAUGGAGCUGGGGUCUUGGAGACUGUAGGUGUCCAAGCGAAACUCUUUGAAUUGGUUCCAUGCCAGAAAAUGUUCCCCCUCAUUUGUUCUCCUGAUGGUUGGCCAUCCAAACCCUCAUACCCCAGGGUAUCUUUGCAUCCCUUUACUAUUUAUAUCCAUGUUCCUUUCCUCCUACAAGGUGGAAUUACUGUUUUGUUUCUUGCAGAAAUUCUGCUGGGGAAGAAUUGCUGUGAUGAUAGUUGUUCUCUCAACAAUAUUCAGUGGAGGCCCUUGUUGUGACUUGUUGCUUUUUCCAAGGUCACACACAUGCUGUAAUAAUGGCUAAUAUUAUUUAUAUUUCCAGUUUCCUUUGAAUGGACCUGUUCAGUUACAAAUAACAGGAUUCAAUAAAGACAGUCUCAUUCA